AUGAAAGAGAUUAGCGGUGGCACUCACAUGCUGCGCACUGGUUAUGCGAUCCCAUUGGUUGGUCUCGGAACCUACAAACUUAGUGGAGAGUUGAUGAAACGUGCUGUCGAUGCCGCGUUGAGUGUUGGCUAUCGCCUCUUCGAUACUGCCAAGUUCUACUUCAACGAGGCCGAUCUGGGAGAAGCCCUUGAGAUCUCCCUUCGUCGACACAAUCUUACACGAGAGGAUGUUUUUAUUACCACAAAAAUUUAUCCAACUAGUUGCGAGGACUUCUACGAGGAGAUCAGGGGGAUUCUGGAGAAGUCACUCAGCGAUCUUCGCACCAGAUACGUAGAUUUGGUGUUGAUUCACUUCCCGAAGACGAAAGAUGCGACAACAAAUGAUCCAGCCAAUGCAUUUCACCGACGCAAUACCUAUCUAGCGUUGGAGAAGUUGAAAUCGGAAGGAAUGUUGCGUUCCGUAGGUGUGUCGAACUAUGAAAUACGUCAUAUGGAAGAGAUCAAGAGAUAUGCCCAGGAUAUGCCAGCAGUGAACCAAGUGGAGUUUCAUCCGCAUUUCACGCGUGUCCAGCUGAGGGACUACUGUGUAGGGAAUAACAUUUUCUUCCAGGCGUACUCCUCAUUAGCGCGUCACAAUCAAGAGCUGUUGGAGCAUAAGAACGUUCUACAGAUAGCGAUGAAGUACGGUACAUCUGCUCCGAUUAUCCUUUUGUCUUGGGCACUCAGCCAAGAGGUUGGUGUCAUUCCAAAAUCUUCCCAACCGCAAAGAAUAGAGGAGAAUUUAAAGGCCACGGAGAUAAAACUGAGCAAGGCCGAAGUUCACCUACUGGAAAGUCUGAAUAAGGACAGGAACUAUGUCCGGAUGCCAGAAAAGCAGAAGGAAAACAGGAAGAGGAACUCCAGUCAAACCAGGCAAAUCAAUAAUAAUGAUACCGCUAUCACAAAGAAUGGGCUCGACUUAUUAUCCAGAAUAUUGUUCGCCUUUCUGUCUUUCCCGAACGAAAUGUCAAGUUUGAAGAAUGUCAAAGGAGGAGCUUUCAAGUUAAACACAGGCUAUUACAUUCCUCUUUUUGGAUUUGGUACGUAUACAGUUACAGAAAAGGAGGUAAAGCAUGCAGUAAAUGAGGCACUCAGGUGCGGUUAUCGCCUAUUUGACACGGCAAGGUACUACGAGAACGAAGCUGAGCUUGGAGAAGCACUGGAAGACCUUCUUCCCAAAUAUGGCUUGACACGUGAAGACGUCUUUAUAACGACGAAGUUCCACAUAGAUCCUGAUGACCCAGCCGGUGGAGCUAGAAGGCUGGUUUUAAAUUCUCUUGUAAAACUGAAAGUAAGUUAUAUCGACAUGGUCCUUAUUCACUAUCCAAAAGCUCUGAAAUGUGAUGAUAAAGACGAAAAAAAUAAGCUCCACCGUAAGCUUACUUAUCUGGAAUUGGAGAAGCUAAAAGAAGAAGGGAAGAUCAGGUCUGUUGGAGUGUCCAACUACGAAAUUUCGCACAUAGAAGAAAUCAAAGAGUAUAGUAAGAUGAUCCCAUGCUCUGAUCAGGUAGAAUUUCACCCUCACUUUACUCGAGAGGAAUUGAGGCAAUACUGUAAAAAGAAGGGGAUUUUUUUGCAGGCGUUCUCCUCUAUGGCGCGUUUUGCACCUACUUUAGUGAAUGAACCAGUACUUGUCGAUAUAGCAAAGAGACGAUUCAAAACGGUAGCGAUCAUUUUGCUUUCAUUCGCGGUGAGCCAAGGAGUAGGAGUAGUUCCGAGAUCGAUCGUACCUCGCGAAAUCAGGGAAAACUUUGAGGCCACAAAACUAGUGCUUGACGGAGAGGAAAUCGAACUGUUAAAAAAACUGAACCGCAACCACAAUUACAUCCGCUGCACUGGAUGGCUUGUAGAGUGA
This is a messenger RNA of Necator americanus (New World hookworm), 1893 nucleotides long. RefSeq lists its product as uncharacterized. The record is from RefSeq and is a predicted model, not a curated record. The coding region runs from base 1 to 1893 and encodes 630 amino acids. Lineage: Eukaryota; Metazoa; Nematoda; Chromadorea; Rhabditida; Ancylostomatidae. Gene Ontology annotation, molecular function: oxidoreductase activity. The transcript has 19 exons.